CACUCACUUUCUCUCUCUUCUCACUUUACACUCUCUCAACUCUCUCUCUCUUCACCAUUAUCAUCAUCAUCUUCAUCAUCGAUUUUCUCUCUCCUCGAAUUCGCUACAAUUCAGGUUUUGUUCUUAGCUGCGGAUUAUCGGAGAAACUUCUGGAACCGGCAUUUUUUCCACCGAUUUUUUUGGUAUCUGAGAUGCAUUUUCAGUGAAGAAAAUUGCAUCUCAGAUUUCGAUAAUUUAGGAGUUAUUUGAUAGAUAAAACUUGUGAUGACGAUAUGCGGAGCAGGUAGAGACACUAUAAUUGGGUAUAUCAGAUGAUAUACUGUGUUCUUAUCAUGCUUUGCUUUAUCUGCCAUGGAAAUUGUUCAGUUGAGACUUGGUCACAUGUACAAUGUAUUUGCUGUAGUGAUAUGCAUUCUGGCCGCUGGUAGCAGAGCUCUCAGUCCUGACGGUGAGGCCCUUGUGAAUUUUAGAACAUCAGUUCCCAACUCAGAUGGUAUUCUUCAAAAGUGGAGACCUGAAGAUCCUGAUCCAUGUCGGUGGAAAGGAGUGACAUGCAAUGAGAAAUCCAGGCGGGUUAUACAUUUGAAUCUUUCACACCACAAGUUGAGUGGACAAAUACCUCCUGAUAUUGGGAAGCUUGACCAGUUGGAGAUCCUGGAACUUAAUCACAACAAUUUUUAUGGAAAAAUUCCUUCAGAACUGGGAAAUUGUACAGGGCUGCAAGUACUAUACCUGCAAGGCAACUAUUUAAGUGAACAGAUUCCUAGCGAGCUGGGGAAUCUUACCGGGCUUCAAUCUCUUGAUAUAUCAAGCAAUUCACUCAGUGGAUCAAUUCCUCCUUCACUUGGACAACUAAACAAACUCACUGCUUUCAAUUUGUCUACGAACUUCCUGGUUGGACCCAUACCGUCAGAUGGUGUACUUGCCAAGUUUGCUCAAGACUCUUUUGUAGGAAAUCGUGGCCUCUGCGGUAAGCAAAUUGAUGUGGCUUGCAAGAAUGGAGGGACGGGAGGAAUUCCAGGUAGUUCUCCAGGUCAAGGUGAUGGCAAGAAGCCGUAUUCGGGCCGACUACUUAUUAGCGCAUCAGCAACUGUUGGAGCCUUACUUUUGGUGGCUUUAAUGUGUUUCUGGGGAUGCUUUUUGUAUAAGAAGCUUGGUAAAAAUGAUGCCAAAGGUCUUGCAAUGGAUGUUAGUGGAGGUGCAUCAAUUGUGAUGUUUCAUGGAGACCUUCCAUAUUCUUCAAAAGACAUUAUUAAGAAGUUGGAGAACUUAAAUGAGGAACACAUAAUUGGCUGUGGUGGCUUUGGUACCGUGUACAAACUGGCUAUGGAUGAUGGUAAUGUCUUUGCAUUGAAGAGAAUCGUAAAGUUGAAUGAUGGUUUUGACCGAUUCUUUGAAAGGGAACUCGAAAUUCUUGGGAGCAUCAAACACCGAUAUCUUGUAAAUCUUAGAGGAUAUUGCAAUUCACCCUUAUCAAAAUUGUUGAUAUAUGAUUAUUUACCUGGAGGUAGUUUGGAUGAAGCACUUCAUGAGAAAUCUGAGCUGCUGGACUGGGAUGUGCGCCUGAAUGUAAUUUUGGGGGCAGCAAAAGGGCUGGCCUACCUGCACCAUGAUUGCUCCCCUCGCAUAAUUCAUCGGGAUAUUAAGUCGAGCAACAUAUUGCUUGAUGCAAAUUUUGAGGCCCGUGUUUCUGAUUUUGGACUGGCUAAGUUGUUGGAGGAUGAGGAAUCCCACAUCACAACAAUUGUUGCUGGAACAUUUGGUUAUCUUGCUCCUGAGUAUAUGCAAAGUGGGAGGGCUACUGAGAAGACUGAUGUUUAUAGCUUUGGUGUUCUGGUUCUAGAGGUCUUGAGUGGAAAACGUCCAACAGAUGCCUCUUUCAUUGAAAAGGGUCUAAAUAUCGUUGGUUGGUUGAAUUUUCUAGUGACGGAGGAUAGACAAAGAGAGAUAGUUGAUCAACAUUGUGAAGGGGUGCAGCAGGAAAGCCUUGACGCUCUGUUGUCAAUGGCUAUGCAAUGUGUCUCUUCAUCUCCUGAAGAUCGACCAACCAUGCAUAGAGUAGUUCAAGUACUGGAAUCUGAAGUGAUGACGCCAUGUCCUAGUGAUUUUUAUGAUUCAAAUUCUGAUUGAGCUAUGGGAGGAGCAGUGUGUUGGGAUUUUUCUCUUCUCUAGCGACUUCUUAUAGAGCAGAGGGAGUGAUGCAGUGGCAAAAACAGCAUUUGCUAUUUUGUUCAUUCUUUCUGAGCUCUGAGGCAAUUGGAAGUAGCCAUUCUCCGCAAGAUGACGUUCCCACAGGAAGCUCUCUGGUGGAAUUUUGCCAUUCGUGAUUAGGAUUGGGAUAAAUUGAGUAUCGACAAAUUGUGUGAGUGCAGUUAAUCCAUUUAUUUACCAUAGUUUUGUUUUGUUUUUUUUUUUUCCUCCAACAUUUGUUGAAGUGUAUAUACUUAUUGUACAAAUUGAGACACUACUGGCCAUAAAUGAUUACCCUGUUACUUGUUUGUCAUCUUUGUAAAGUAGAAAUUACCUGAAUAAUUAGUUUAUCAGCAUUUCUUGUUUUUGGGACUCAGUUAUCGACUAUUGCUGUACUUCAUUGCCAUAGUUGCAUAGUUUUUGGCGGCUAUCAAGCUUGUCUUUAAUCUUUA
Chenopodium quinoa (quinoa) is the source of this 2642-nucleotide messenger RNA. RefSeq names its product LRR receptor-like serine/threonine-protein kinase FEI 2. Bases 352 to 2130 code for a protein of 592 amino acids. NCBI's taxonomy places the organism in Eukaryota, Viridiplantae, Streptophyta, Magnoliopsida, Caryophyllales, Amaranthaceae. The transcript has 14 exons. The record is from RefSeq and is a predicted model, not a curated record. Gene Ontology annotation, biological process: protein phosphorylation. Gene Ontology annotation, molecular function: ATP binding; protein kinase activity; receptor serine/threonine kinase binding.